This is a messenger RNA of Haliotis rubra (blacklip abalone), 1029 nucleotides long. RefSeq lists its product as uncharacterized. Lineage: Eukaryota; Metazoa; Mollusca; Gastropoda; Lepetellida; Haliotidae. The transcript has 4 exons. The record is from RefSeq and is a predicted model, not a curated record. The coding region runs from base 562 to 1029 and encodes 155 amino acids.
CUCUAUAUGAAUAUGAUCAUCAUUACAUCGCCCACUCUGCCUCUUGGGUACCCAUUCACUGCUGUGUGAACAGAGGCAUAUGGUGAGUGAAGCCCUUUACCCAAUGUGAUACAACACGUUUAUCAACACAUGUCUGUGUAUCUCACCACUGCAACAUUGACAGCUAUGUAUGUACAUUAUGUAACACUUGUGUCAAUCUUGUAUUAACAACGAAGGAGCGGGGAAUGUUUUUUUGUUGAGGAGAAAUAUUGUGUUGUCAUGUCGCAGUUGCCACUGGUGCGGGGGAUAUUGAUGACUUUGUCUACGUGUUGAUGACGUUUUCAAACAUAACAUCAUUCUCAUAUUUUCAUUUAGCUUUUGAAUUGACAAUGAUUACACCUCUUUUUUAAACCUCACUGCUUCAUUACAGACCAUGCAAGAGAGGAAGGGGAUGAAGAUGAUCUGCAGUCACAGGCUGGGACAGAGACUGAACAAAAACUAUACUGGAGCCAUGCAGCAGUUCUGCUCCUCAUAGAUCUGAGACAGAGACUGCAACACCUCUUCAGCAGCACUACAGUGUCCAUGAAGCAGGCAUGGAAAUCUGUUGCAGAUCGGAUGAGUGAAAAGGGCUUUCACUUCACAGGACCUGAAUGUGACAGGAAAUUCCGCAGCAUGAAGUCAAGACACCGGACCAUUGUGGGGCGCAAUAAGACAACUGGGAGUGGCCGAUCAACAUGGCGCUAUUUCUCACUAAUGGACCAUCUCACACAGGGCGACCCUGCAGUGGAGCCACUUGCUCCUGUUGGUAGCUUGCCCACCACACAUACACAGGAGAGGAGUAGUGUGGAUGGGGAAACAGUGGCAGAAGAACCCCCAGCUACUGCAGCUCCUAGACGGAGGAGAUCCUCAUCCGGUGACAGGAUGGAGUCAGCAAUCACUGCUCUGAGGAGAGACCUCCUCACCAUGCAUCAGGAGAGGAUGGAGCUAGAGACUAGGAGGGUGGUGGCGUUGGAGAGUAUUGCGCAGUUCUUGAAAGAAAAACAUAAAUAA